Messenger RNA from Saccostrea cuccullata (small rock oyster), 747 nucleotides. RefSeq lists its product as uncharacterized. The transcript has a single exon. The coding region runs from base 1 to 747 and encodes 248 amino acids. NCBI's taxonomy places the organism in Eukaryota, Metazoa, Mollusca, Bivalvia, Ostreida, Ostreidae. Gene Ontology annotation, molecular function: zinc ion binding; nucleic acid binding. The record is from RefSeq and is a predicted model, not a curated record.
AUGAUAAAGCCAGCAACGUAUGAUGGCAGUGGUCCAUGGUUGGAUUAUCAUGCGCAUUUCGAGGCAUGUACGGAAAUCAGUGGAUGGAAAUAUCCUCAGAAAGGAUUGUAUUUAGCAGUUUCUCUUCGGGGAAAUGCGCAAGGAGUGUUAGGUAACAUGCCAAAGGGGACAAAGCCCGAUUAUCAAACACUUGUUAAAGCCCUUGAAGACAGAUUUGCACCCCCGAGUCAAACGGAGCUAUACAGGGUGCAGAUGCAUGAACGGCGCCAAAGAGCUGGAGAAAAUCUCCCUGAGUUAGGACAGGCUAUUCGCAGACUUGCCAACUUAGCCUAUCCCACUGCGUCAGCUGAGAUUCGGGAAACACUGUCUAAAGACCAAUUUGUGGACGCAUUGGUCGACUCUGAAAUGCGCAUCCGCAUAAAGCAGGCGCGUCCUAAACAUCUUAAUGACGCUAUACAAUUGGCUGUCGAAUUAGAAGCUUACAACAGAGCUGAGAAAAAGAACUAUGCGCGCCCAACUACCGUUGAAUCCGUUGAAGGAAAAACUGUCUCAAUGCUCGAGGAAUUAAGCGCAAAGUUUGAAUCUAUGCAGAGAGAACUCAGAGAAAUGAAAGCGGAGCGCAAUGAAAGUUCACAGCAAUCCCGACCAUGGAAAGCAAAUCAAACAUUGGGGACACAGAAAAGAUGUUACUUUUGCCGUAAGCCGGGACAUUUACGCAAGGCUUGUAGAGCUUUUCAGGCGCAGUAG